AUGGAGCGCAUGUCUUCACCCGUCAGGUUCCGCAGCAGCAGAAAGGAUAAAGAAUAUGUUGGCUUUGCCACGCUGCCCAACCAGGUGCACCGAAAGACCGUGAAGAAGGGCUUCAUCUUUACACUAAUGGUAGCAGGAGAGUCUGGUCUGGGUAAAUCUACCCUUGUCAACAGUCUGUUCCUCACAGACCUCUACAAAGACAGGAAGGUUCUUAAUGCUGAAGAGAGGAUCACUCCAACGGUCGACAUCAUCAAACACACUAUCGGCAUUGAGGAGAAGGGGGUCAGACUACAGCUCACCAUCUUGGACACACCAGGGUUCGGGGAUGCUGUCAAUAACACUGAAAGCUGGAAGGAAAUCGAGGACUACAUUGACCAGCAGUUUGAGCAGUACUUCCGAGAUGAGAGCGGGCUGAACAGGAAGAACAUCCAGGAUAACCGAGUCCACUGCCUCCUCUACUUCAUCUCUCCCUUUGGCCACGGUCUUCGACCUUUAGAUGUGGAGUGUAUGAAGGCCUUGCAUGAGAAGGUCAACAUAGUGCCUGUGCUGGCCAAAGCUGACAGCCUGACUCCUGCAGAAGUGCGCAGGAAGAAGAUGAAGAUCCGUGAGGAGAUCGAGUACUUUGGGAUCAAAAUCUACCAGUUUCCAGAGUGUGAUUCAGAUGAGGACGAGGAGUUUAAGCAACAGGACCAGCUACUCAAGGACAGUGUACCAUUUGCAGUCAUUGGAAGCAAUCUUCAAAUAGAGAGUAAAGGUCGCAAGUUCAGGGGCCGUCUUUACCCUUGGGGUGUUGUAGAAGUGGAGAACCCCGCACACUCUGACUUCCUGCUACUGAGGAACAUGCUGGUGAGGACCCACAUGCAGGACCUGAAGGACAUGACGCGGGAGACGCACUACGAAAACUACCGGGCCCAGUGCAUCCAGAGCAUGACGCGCAUGGUGGUGAGGGAGAGGAGACGCAGUCUGCGUGACAAGAUUCAACAGGGGAGCGAGUUGGAUAUCCCUCUACCAUUGGCAGUCGUCGACGGUGAGAAGGAAAGACUCAUCCUGGAAAAAGAUGAAGAGCUGCGGAGGAUGCAGGAGGUGCUGGAGAGGAUCCAGGACCAGAUGCAGCACGGCCAGAGAGGAGGCUGCUGA
Molecule: messenger RNA, 1137 nt
Organism: Lampris incognitus (smalleye Pacific opah)
Lineage: Eukaryota; Metazoa; Chordata; Actinopteri; Lampriformes; Lampridae
Product: septin-4-like
Exons: 11
Coding region: 1-1137 (378 amino acids)
Biological process (GO): regulation of exocytosis; cytoskeleton-dependent cytokinesis
Cellular component (GO): septin complex; microtubule cytoskeleton; synaptic vesicle
Molecular function (GO): GTP binding; molecular adaptor activity; GTPase activity
Source: RefSeq, a predicted model, not a curated record